AUGCAGCAGCAGCAGCAGCAGCAGAAACAAGUAGGUGACGAAGACGACAAUAUCCUUGGACAGGGCGUGUACGAGAAGUUAACCGGCGCAGUUUGCUUUUUUUCAGACGAAGAAAACAGGCCGAUUGGAGCCGGCUUUGCUGUCUCGGGAACAACCGUCUACAGUGUAGCCCACAAUUUCCCUGAAUCGACAGUUGGCAUGGAACUGUUGUGUCACUUUGGCAAGCCAAACCAAAAUAUUGUACGACAAUUAAGAAUUUCUGCGGUUGACCAUCGUUUGGACUAUUGCAUUCUCAGGAUAGUCCCAGGGGAGGCAAGUUUGCCCAACUUUUUAGAAAUAUCAACAGCGCCCUUGUAG
Seminavis robusta is the source of this 357-nucleotide messenger RNA. Lineage: Eukaryota; Bacillariophyta; Bacillariophyceae; Naviculales; Naviculaceae. The record is from the annotation of a GenBank genome assembly.